AUGUCGGUGGCCGCGGGUGACGGCGUGAACUGUAAAACUGGCUGCCACCCAGAGAAUGGAUUUUGUGAAUUUCCCAGUGAAUGCAGGUGUCAACCUGGUUGGCAGGGUGCUCUUUGUAAUCAGUGUGUUCCUUUCCCUGGGUGUUUGCACGGCAGCUGUGCCAAGCCCUGGCAGUGCAUCUGUGAGGAGGGCUGGGUUGGCAGCCUCUGUGACAUAGAUAUUCACCCAUGUUCUACAAAGCCCUGCAGCAAUAACUCAACAUGCAUAGAGACUGGCGAUGGAGGAUAUAUUUGUCUGUGUGCCCAGGGAUUUACAGGAAAAAACUGCCAUCUCAAAAAAGGACCCUGCAUUAUUAAUGGCUCUCCCUGCCAGAAUGGAGGAACAUGCAUUGAUGACAAUGGUUUUGCACCACAUGCUUCCUGUCUGUGCCCUUCUGGUUUUGCUGGCAACUUCUGUGAAAUAGAUAGAGAUGACUGUGAAUCCAACCCGUGUGAAAAUGGAGGAACGUGUACAGAUAUUGGUGUGGGUUUCGGCUGUUUUUGUCCCCAUGGCUAUACAGGAAAACUCUGCAGCAGCCGCGUCAUAUUCUGUGCAAGUGGCCCGUGUGAGAAUGGAGGGACAUGCAGUGAACAUCCCCAGGGAGGAUUUGAAUGCAUCUGUAAACCAGAAUUUGUUGGUGCGACCUGCAAACAUCCCAGCAAAAACACAAGCCUCUUCGGAGUGAAUAUGGAGACAAAGCAUAUGCAGAAUUACAAGCCAUCCCCAAAAGCUCAUCACAGAUCAGCACAUCAUCAACAAGAAAUCCUGAAAAUAACAAUGAAAGAAACAAUCCAAAAUGCAGAUCCCUUGCUCAGUAGAAGCCAGGUGAUAUGUUUUGUUGUACUGGGCUUGCUUACAUGUCUUGUUGUCUUGGGUACAACCGGGAUUGUGUUUUUUUCAAAAUGUGAAAUGUGGCUUGCUAAUGCCAAAUAUAGUCAUCUCCUACGCAAGAAAAAGAACUUUUUCCUGAAAUCUAACAAUGGGGAAAACCUCUCAGUUAAUAUUAUCUUCCCAGAGAAGAUCAAAUUGACUAAUUACACUAAGAACUACACUGCCAUCUAG
This is a messenger RNA of Aptenodytes forsteri (emperor penguin), 1101 nucleotides long. It is a transcript of the gene DLK1, whose product is annotated as delta like non-canonical Notch ligand 1. Lineage: Eukaryota; Metazoa; Chordata; Aves; Sphenisciformes; Spheniscidae. The transcript is spliced from 5 exons. The record is from RefSeq and is a predicted model, not a curated record. Gene Ontology annotation, cellular component: protein-containing complex; plasma membrane. Gene Ontology annotation, molecular function: calcium ion binding. Gene Ontology annotation, biological process: heterophilic cell-cell adhesion; establishment or maintenance of epithelial cell apical/basal polarity. The coding region runs from base 1 to 1101 and encodes 366 amino acids.